AGCAGUUUUCUCUGUCGGCCUACACAAUCGACCGAGGGACUCCAUUAGAUAAGUGUUCAGUUGGUCAGUGAGGUCAUUUGCCGCAUCCAAGUCACUUGUGCUCAAAAUUCAACAGCUUCCGAACUUCAGAACGAAAUUUCGAAUUCUAGAACUGUCUUUUCGAAUUCAAGAACGAGUUUUGGAAAAGUGUGCUUCGAAUUUCGAAACGUUUUCAAAAAGUAUACGAAUGUGUGAAAACAAUUGAAGAUCGUUCGGUUUUUAAAAAUAAAUCGGGGAGUUUUAGGAUUGUUGUAGUUAUAUUUGUAUGAAAAAAAAAACAAUGUUUUGUGAAGUCCCAGAUUUCGGUAGGUGUUGCUUCUGCCUACCCCUCAGGAGAGGUGUGCUGUUGUUCGGAUACAUAAAUGUCUUAUUCUCAGCGUUUAUGGUAGGCGUGUACGCAUAUUGCGUGAACGGGUGCGAGAGCAACAACUUCCAGCUGAUCUACCGCGGCGUCACCACUGACAGCGUCGCCGGCGUCUGCAUCGCCGUCUACUGCGCUGAGAUCAUCGUCAACUGCCUGCUGGUCUACGGGGCGCACGAGAAAAUAAUAAUCUGCCUGAAGAUAUUCUACUACUACUCGAUCUCCACCACGCUGGCUGCGGUGGUACUCGAGGUGGUGGAGUUUGCCAAUGCUGCCCACCUGGGACGGGUACUGGAGAUGGGCAUUCUCACCUUCACUGGAUUAUGCAUCCAGCUCUAUCUGAUAUGCCUGGUGAGGAGCCUGCUCAAUAAGUUGGUGACUGCUGGACCUCACUCCUACGACAACCAGCUCCACACCAUCGUCUCCGGGGAAACCAAGAUUGACAACGGCAUCUACAAUAACAGCACUGUUGUUCCCAAUGUGUAGACUGAACAUAAAAGCAAAGAGGAAUUGGCGAUAGUUUAUGUACGGUCACGAGUACUAAUAUGUAUACGGUCACGAGCAUUAACAUGUAUACACUUUGGUACCAUGUCACAUUAACUUUUUUGACAAAUUGAACUGUAAGUCUCACUAAAUGUCAAAUAUGUUAGUGCGACAGAGUCCUAAAGUGGGUACAUUAUAUUGCUCAUGACUGUACACUUUGCAACCAUGUCACAUUAACUUUUUUGACAAAUUAAACCGUAAUCCUCAUUAAAUGUCAAAUAUGAUAGUGCGACAGGGCGCUAAAGUGGGUACAUGAUAUUGCUCAUGACUGUACACUUGUGGACAAAAAAAUCGACUUAAUUUCUGAUGCCGGGUUUUUAAUAUUUGUCAACAAAAAUAAGAAAGCAAGAGAGGUCAGAAACAAAUGAAAUUCCAUAGUCUCUUACCCCGGUGGGAAAUAGGCGUGAGUUUAUGUAUGUAUGUCGAUUUUAUUGUUCACCUGUAAAGGUCUUGCAACUGAGGAUUGAAGAAUGAAGUACAUUUUCUGAUUAUAAUUAAUAGUGUUUUUGAUUAUGAGAGGAGACAUUGAUUUCAGUAACAAAGGUCUUUGAAACAAGCUGGAAGCCAUUUUAGAUAUUAAACAAAAGAAAAAGGUUUUGAUACUUUUUAAUUUAUUAAAGAGCAUGGGAAAUACGCGUAGAUGAGUUAGACAAGUUUUUACGUUUAUCUAUGACAAACGACAACGAAAGUAAUAAAAAUGUAUGAAAGAGUGAAUCACCUUAAGUCAAUGCCAUAGAUACAUUUUUAACCAGGCUAACUUUUUAUAUCACAGAGAUAACCUUUAUAACAUACCCUAAAAAAAUAAGUAAAACCAUAGAAUAAAGAAUACGUAUAAAACGGCAAAUCUCCGCUCCCCACCAGCGUCUGAGCUAGGUUUACCUCACCCCCCUCGAACAUAGUUUAGACUUGAAUCGUACGGCGUCAGACGUCACACACACAGAUGCGUGUACGAUAACGUCAAUGUGUAGUGUCUGUGUAAAACAAGGUUGUUUGUAUGAAGUGUCCGGGGUGUGGUAAAACUUAGGUUGUCAUAAAAAUCAUCAUCAUCAUCAAAUUAAAAGCCACGCUCUUGUCGGUGCAGCAUUUUCCGUGCUACUUUUUUAGGGAAAAAUAGGGCAGUGGUUUCCCUCUUGCCUUUUCUUGUCAUAAAAAUAACUGAUUUUUUUUAAUACUUAUCGGUAAAAAAAUCAAGCGAGACAGAGGACAAACUUUCAAAAAACGAACAUGCAGGUUGUUUAGUUGGAAUCUUUAUUUUUCGGAUAAACAAAAAAAAAAUUAAUUUUAUGAGUAAAAUUAUCAUGGUUGGUCGGCACAUGCUGUGAUAUUAAGAUUAAGACCAAAUUAUUAAUAAUAUUUAUUAAUUUCUCUUAAAAAUCUUAUGAAUCUCGUGAACUAUAAGUGAAAAAAAUAUUAUAAUAUAUCUAAUAAAUAUUCAUUAUUA
Molecule: messenger RNA, 2384 nt
Organism: Pectinophora gossypiella (pink bollworm)
Lineage: Eukaryota; Metazoa; Arthropoda; Insecta; Lepidoptera; Gelechiidae
Exons: 4
Coding region: 305-886 (193 amino acids)
Source: RefSeq, a predicted model, not a curated record